AUGGGCCCCUUCGAGGCGAAAUAUGCCAAGGCGCUCAAAUUAUCAUUGGUGGUCGUGGAGGGCGUUGUUGUGGCUGGAGUGGUGGUCGAUGGUGUUGUUGUCGUAGUGGCAGUGGAGGUGGUUAGAGGACUGAACGAGCUUGUGCCACCGCUGCCGACAAGCGAGGAGCCCGAAGUGCUCCCACUGCCGCUUGAAACGGCCGUUGGGACAGUGUUGAUCGCGCCUGCACUGCCGAAGAGGCCCCCGACUGUGCCUGUACUGCUGCUGCUCUGCAUAAAGCACAAGCAGCUCUGCAGCCAACGCAUGCCUCAGUAG
Messenger RNA from Coccomyxa subellipsoidea C-169, 315 nucleotides. RefSeq lists its product as hypothetical. The record is from RefSeq and is a predicted model, not a curated record. Bases 1 to 315 code for a protein of 104 amino acids. The transcript has 2 exons. NCBI's taxonomy places the organism in Eukaryota, Viridiplantae, Chlorophyta, Trebouxiophyceae, Coccomyxaceae.